AAUCUCGGUUAUAUUUAGCUAAAAUGAGCCCGAAUUGAAAAAUCUGAAAAUAUCAAUCACCCAGAAGAAAUUGUAACAAUGAGAGCCAAUCAUUCACCACCGUGAACAAAAUAGUGAGGAAUGGGUACCACAGCCACAGCUCUCAUCCCCCAUUUGCAGCUCCAUGGCUGCUUCUAUCGGUGCUUUGAUUCUAUUAAAAACCACCAACAGCAACCAGCUUCUUUGCAAUUCAACAAUAAUUCUUCUUCUUCUUCUUUGAGGAGAGGGAGAUUGAGAUUCGAUGGUUCGCCUAACACGAGAAGUUUCAGUAAAGUCGUUUGUUUCGCUGCUGUUGAUGAUGAUAUUGGCGAGAAGCAGUUGGAUUCACCUACUACUAGCUCCGCUCUUGAGGAUAGGGCUGAUAUGCUUGACAGCUCACAAGAAAACUUUGGUCAAGAUACUGAAGGAAGUGCAAUCUAUAAUUUCCUGUAUCCAAGUAAAGAGCUCCUUCCAGAUGAUAAAGAAAUGAGUAUAUUCGAUCAUCUUGAAGAGCUGCGCCAGAGGAUAUUUGUGUCAGUUUUGGCUGUUGGAGGUGCUAUCUUGGGAUGCUUCGCAUUUUCGAAGGAACUUAUUAUGCUUCUUGAAGCUCCUGUUAAAGUACAGGGUGUACGAUUUCUGCAACUAGCUCCUGGGGAGUUUUUCUUUACUACUUUAAAGGUAUCAGGAUACUGUGGACUUCUUCUGGGAAGCCCAAUUAUUCUGUAUGAAAUUAUAGCCUUUGUUCUCCCAGGUUUAACAAGAGCUGAAAGAAGGUUUUUGGGGCCAAUUGUUUUAGGCUCUUCUGUACUUUUUUAUGCAGGCAUCGCCUUCUCCUAUUUGGUUUUGACUCCAGCAGCUUUGAACUUUUUCGUUAGUUAUGCAGAAGGGGUUGUGGAAUCAUUAUGGUCCAUCGACCAGUACUUUGAGUUUGUGCUUGUGCUUAUGUUCAGCACAGGGCUAUCUUUCCAGGUUCCUGUUAUACAAUUCCUACUUGGACAAGUCGGUCUGGUGUCAGGAGACCAAAUGUUAUCAAUUUGGAGAUACGUGGUUGUUGGGGCAGUCGUUGCAGCUGCUGUACUAACACCGUCAACCGAUCCUCUUACUCAGAUGCUUCUAGCAGCACCCCUUCUAGGUCUUUAUCUGGGGGGUGCAUGGGUGGUCAAGCUCACGGGCCGAUAAUUGAUAUUUUUACAUGUUGUAAGCUGUCAGUGCAUUUAGAGGGCAUGAAUAGCCCCUGUAUAUUUGUCACACAUGAUAUUUGGGAGUGAAUUGGGUAUCAAAGGGAAGGAGGAUUAUCUCCAGUUUGACUUGUACCAAUGAGGAAGAGUUUUCCUGGUUUUGUAAUGAAAUGCGUUAGUACAGUGGAUUAGUUUACUUAGCAGGGAAAUCUUUCCAAAGCUAUUGUUAUGUACAUUUAGCCACAUUUGAAAUUACCAAGGUAAAAAUUUAUUAAUAGAAUAAUAACACGUUAUUCGUUU
Molecule: messenger RNA, 1496 nt
Organism: Jatropha curcas
Lineage: Eukaryota; Viridiplantae; Streptophyta; Magnoliopsida; Malpighiales; Euphorbiaceae
Gene: APG2
Product: Sec-independent periplasmic protein translocase
Biological process (GO): intracellular protein transmembrane transport; protein transport by the Tat complex
Cellular component (GO): membrane; TAT protein transport complex
Molecular function (GO): proton motive force dependent protein transmembrane transporter activity
Source: RefSeq, a predicted model, not a curated record